GUGCGGGCACCGGCGGCCAAAAUCUGAAAGCUCGAGCCAGAAACAAGAACAAGACAUAGGCAGGCGCAGGCAUCAAGGCAGCCCGGGAUGGACGCUGCGGCGGAAGCGCGCCGCGCCGAGCCCGCGGUGGCAGCACCGUUCCGCGACCCGGCGGCGGCCGCGGCGCCAUUCCCCUGCGGACUUUGCGCCAACUUCCACGGCAACGAGUCCGGCUUCUGUCCCCAGUGCUCGCGGCGGCUCGUGCCGCCGCACGCCAUAGCGACGCUGGCGCGCGCGCAGCGGAAAGUCUACCUCGGUCUCCUCACGCUGGUCAUGUCGAUCUUCGAGACGAGCGACAAGCUCGUCAUCGGCGUGUUCGCCCUGUCGACGACGCUGGUCGUGCUCUUUUGGUUCCUGACCAAGGCCGUGGCGACGGGGGACCCGGCCUGGGUCGCGGCUCUCGUGGUCGUCGCCGUCGCCGCCAUUUGCUGCGGGCCCGUCAUGAGCCGCAUGAUCCGCGCCAUCGAGGCCGUCGACGCCGUCGCGGACGAGUUCGACGCCGCGUCGAAGAAGCUGCUCGCGGACCGCGACGAGGCGCGGCGCGGGCCCGCGUCCUUCGCGCCCCCGGCCCCACCUCGCCAGCCGAGCCGGGAGCUGCGCGAGAUCUACGUCCGCGCGCGCGAGCGCCGCGACCCCUUCGCGGACAUCCUCGCGGUCGUGUCGCGCACGGGCAAGCGGGCGACGGAGGCCCCGCGCGAGAUCCGCGGGCCGAGCGUCAAGCACUUAGCCCGGGCGCGGGAGAAGACGGAGCUAGACUAUGGCGGCGACCUGAGCCAGCUCCGCGACGUGCUACGCGGCUCGGUCGUCUGCGAGACGGUGGACGAGCUAAACGAAGUUGUCGACGCGCUGCGCGCCCUGGAGGACGUAGAAAUAGUGCGCAUAAAAAAUCGGUUCCGCGACGACCCGACGCCGAGCGGCUACCGCGACGUGAACGUCAACCUCGUCUACCACGGCCUCGUCGUCGAGCUCCAGAUACAUCUUUCUGAGGUGCUUCGCGUGGCGGACCGCCAGCACGUCGCGUACGAGGCGGCGCGGGAACUGGACCUGAUGGGCGUCCUCGAGAAGCCCGACACUGCGUCUUUGUCGGAGACCGCCGCGCCCGCCGCGACGGCCGUCGCGUACAACGCCGCCCGCCUCGUGAUCGCGCUGCUCAGCCUCUUCGUCGCGGUGCUGUAUCUCGACGUGUUUACGCUCAAAGGACUGCGUCUCUUCGUCAGGCGCGCCGACCCUGGCACCUGGCGCGGCUUCGAGCAACCCUUCGUCGUCCACCGCGUCUACGGCAUCGCGCUAGCCGCCCCCUACCUAGCCAACGUGUACAUGUUGAUGCGCGCCGCGGGCUUUUUCGGCGACGCGGCCAGGGCCGCAAGACGCGAACGGACGCGCAUCGGCCUGCUCUACGAAAGGUACUUCGGCUACGAGGGCUCGCACUUCGUGUGGAAGGUGUUCUGUUUUCAAACCGCCGAGGUCGCGCUGCAGGCCGCGGGCAAGAUACCGCUUUUUGGGAUCUACUUGGGAAAGGAAGGCGGAAACCUCGCGUUUUGGUUCGUGUACGUCUUCGUCCUCGCCCUGACCGUCAACGUCUUGUACCCGCCGCUCCUGCUGCGAAGCCGCCUCGUGCUUAGGCAGCGCGACAUCGCGUACUGCGUCGACACGUUCCUCGACAUAGUGUACGCCCUCACGCCGUUCGUCUUCUUGCUCUCUGGCAUACGCAGCCAGGCGAUGCUGAUACCCCACGAACCAAUCGCCUACGUGUCGAACCUGGUCCCCUUGAUGCACGCUCAUUUCGUGAUUGCGACCCUCGAGACCGCCGGCGAGCGAGCGCGGGCGCCGAAGCCAGUGGCUCCCAGCGACGUUGAUGUGCUAAAAGACGGCACCGAGCCGCCGCCGAAGCCGGCACCGCCGCAAGCGACGCCGGCUGGACGCCGGUACCGCAGGCUCGUCGUCGGCUGUCUGGGCGUUUGGACCCUCGCCAUGGGUUGCUUUUACUCUGAUAAGUCCCCCUUGCACUGGUUUGUGCGAGGCGCCAUGCGAAAGGAUUUCACGUGUCAGUACGUGAAGGACGGGGCCGUGCGCCAUUGGAAGGAGUGGGGACCGGAACAGCCCAACACGCGCAACGCCACCUGGCCAACAUUUGUGCGCUCGCCAGAUAUGCAACGCGGCUGCACAGUCGACGAAGACUGCAUGGCCGAGCCGGGCUGCGACGGCGGCUAUUGUUUGAUUGAAGAAAAAGGGCAGCCCGUGUGCGCCACGAAGGGCUCAGAUGCGCGAUGUGUCAACGCACCCCAGGGCUUCGACCUCGGCAAUGGCGAUUGGUGCCAGGACGGCGAGCGCCAGGUUCAUUGCUUUCGGCAUUUCACGGAUGUUUUCCCCCAGCCGUGCACGACCUUGCAGGACUGCGUCGUGCCGGGCUGCGACGGGACCGCUAAUAUCGGUUGUGGCAUGGGCAUCUGCGAGACGGGCACGCAUGAUGCGAGGUGCCAAAACGAGACCGGUCCCGCGGGCUGGUUUUGGGAUAACGUCACGUACCCGCCUUGGACUAUAGAUUACACCGGGAAGUACACAUACAACGCGAUAAACAAUUACGAAUGGAUUGACGAGAACAAGGUGGAUUGGAUGGACGAAUUUUGCCACCAAGGUAGCGCGCAGAGAGUAUGCGUCGCACCGCCGGACUCGGGUAUAUCUGCUGCGGACUUUGUGAACUUUGCGUACACGCGCGACGUGAUAGAUCACUCGGACGUCGAGGAGGGGGAUGUUACACAGUGCGCAUAUCCGGACUGGCUCUGGCUUAAGGUCACGCGCGGCCGGCCGUGGUCUACACGACUGGGGUUCUUAAUUGCGUAUUUUUCCCUCUGCCUGCCGUUCAUGCUAUCGUUUUUGGUACUACCGACGUUUGCGGAACGCGCGGGCCGACGGUCGGUGUCGGUCUGGCGGCAGACCCUCGGCCUAGCGGCCAUCUGCUUUGUGAUAUACGCCUUUUUCGACCUCACGGGCAUACCAAUUUUACUAACCUCGUUCCUCGUCGUCCUGGGUUACUAUUUAGCCAUCGCCAUCGAGGCGCGCCGGGUCGUCGGGCUGUACGUAUCGAUCGUCGCGUUGCUGGUCGUAAACUACUACAUAGCUUUCGGCUUGGUCGUCGUCGGACUUUCGGUUUUGGCGUUUGCUCCGCAGCGCGGCGAGAAAGACGCAGUGCGGGAGAAGUUACGGCGUGGCGCGCAGACAAAGGCGGACGCCGCCGCGGCCCAGGGACGACUCCCUCGCUGGGCCUGCCUAGUUUAUUUUGUCUUGACGUUGACCUUCAUCGCUUUGGCCUUCUCCGGCGACCUCGGCACAGACAACUCAAGAACAAAUUGUUUCCCCUGCGAAUGCAGCAACCACGAGCUCGUCGACUGUUACGGAGAUGCCACGACGCUCGAGUGGACCGCUUCGUCUUGGAACCGCAUCGACUCCUUGCCAGACGUUCUGAAACUUCCCAAUAGCGGCAUCAAAGGGAUCAAGCCAGGAACCUUCGAGAGUAUGGACUGGCUCGAACGGUUGGAUUUGAGCCGCAACAAAAUCACGGAGAUCGAAGCCUCGACGUUUCGAGGUCUCGGCCAGCUACGCGAGCUGGACCUUGACGCGAGUGCCAUUUACGAAGUGGCGCCUUUCGCAUUUCUCGGGUUGAGGAAUCUCGAAGACCUACGCAUGGGCAACAAUGCCAUCUCCAUCCUUAGAUCCAGCACGUUUGCGGGUCUUGGUAGAUUGCAAGCACUAGACUUGAGCUACAAUAGGAUAGAAAGCAUCGAACCUGGAGCGUUUGUCGGCCUCGGCGCCCUAAAGUCGCUACAGAUGCAGACGGCCAUAGCGCGCAUUGGAGAGUCUGAAGAGAUGAGCGACCGCAAUGCCCUCACCGUCCUCAGAAACGGCACCUUCGAGGGCCUAAAUGCAUUGAGCGGUUCUCUCGACUUAGCCCAUAACGGAAUUUGGAUAAUUGAACCCGGGGCAUUUGUCGGCCUGCGUAGUCUCACGAUGUUGCGUUUACAUAUGAACGAUCUAUGGGGCCUUCAGACCAACACCUUUCUCGGUCUGGAAAAUUUGAAAGAACUGCACUUGCAGGGCAAUAAUUUUUGGAAUCCCGAGUUGAUCCAGACCGGGGCGUUUGCUGGGCUACCUAGUCUCGAGACUAUUAUGUUCCUUGAAAGCGGUGGUACUAUCUGCGGUACUUUGCACGCGACGGGCGAAUUGCCGCAGUCUGUCGCUUGCUGGUAGAGUGUCACGCGAAUCCUAGUCUAUCUAUCGAUCGGCACGACGAAAGCGCAUUCCGUGCUGCCUGCUCGCCUUGCCGCCGUCCCCCGACAUCCUCGUACGCUGCCGACCGUCCCCCGACAUCCUCGUAUGCUGCCGAACUCCUUAAUUAUAUUUUACCUACUA
Messenger RNA from Pelagomonas calceolata, 4446 nucleotides. The record is from the annotation of a GenBank genome assembly. NCBI's taxonomy places the organism in Eukaryota, Pelagophyceae, Pelagomonadales, Pelagomonadaceae.